CUAGAAGUUAUGAGAGUGAGUCAGCUUGAUUCCGACAUUUUAGAUAAAGAGUUGAUUGACAUCUUAAGCGAGCAAUUAUGGAGUGCACUUUCUUAUUUCAAGACAACAUUUAAAGAAAAAUAUGAACCAGAACUACUUGCAGUCAUUCAGUUGGUGCUGUUUAAAUAUUCACUCUAUGAUAGUUCAGCAACUUACGGCGCACAACUUCAGAAUUUAAAGUAUAGAAAUGAAAGAAUGCAUAAAGGACCAUUAGAAUCUAUUGCCAAAGAUGCACCAUUGACCAAGUCACAAAAGAUUGGAUAUGGACUAUUGACGAUCGGAGGGCAAUAUGUGUGGACGAGACUGAGCAGAUUGACGACAGAGAAAGGAUGGGGAGAAUUGGAAGAGGAUGAUAUUAGGCAUAGAGCAUACAAAAUACUUCAAGUAGUGGAGAAGUAUUGGAAAUUGCUGUCCUUUAUGAACUUUCUAGUCUUUUUAAGAAAUGGCAAAUAUCGAACCUUGAUCGACCGUCUGCUGUGUAUGAGGCUAGUGUAUGCAAAAAAGUCUGUCAAUAGGGAAGUAAGCUUUGAAUUCUUGAAUCGACAGAUGGUCUGGCAUGCAUUUACUGAAUUCUUACUGUUCUUGGUGCCAUUGGUCAACAUUGAGAAAUUGAAAUUGAAAGUGAUGCAUAUGUUACUACCAAAGUCAUUUAUCUUAUCCAAGGGAUACGAUCAAUUACCUUUGGAUCAGUGUGCUAUAUGUCAUGAAAAUGACAAUGGAAAGGAUUUUGCUAUUCAUAACCCCUAUGAAACAAAUUGUGGUCAUACAUAUUGUUAUUAUUGUAUACAGUCCAAACUAUCAACAGUAGGUGAUGAAUGGCUCUGCUUAAGGUGUGGUCAAAAGGUGGUUGAUAUCAAAAAAUUUAUUGAAAUUGUU
Messenger RNA from Rhizopus microsporus ATCC 52813, 915 nucleotides. RefSeq lists its product as uncharacterized. Gene Ontology annotation, biological process: protein import into peroxisome matrix. The annotation marks the transcript as partial. The record is from RefSeq and is a predicted model, not a curated record. Gene Ontology annotation, cellular component: peroxisomal membrane. Gene Ontology annotation, molecular function: zinc ion binding. The transcript is spliced from 4 exons. NCBI's taxonomy places the organism in Eukaryota, Fungi, Mucoromycota, Mucoromycetes, Mucorales, Rhizopodaceae.